Molecule: messenger RNA, 667 nt
Organism: Bufo gargarizans (Asiatic toad)
Lineage: Eukaryota; Metazoa; Chordata; Amphibia; Anura; Bufonidae
Gene: RBP7
Product: retinol binding protein 7
Exons: 4
Coding region: 79-498 (139 amino acids)
Biological process (GO): fatty acid transport
Cellular component (GO): cytosol; nucleus
Molecular function (GO): fatty acid binding
Source: RefSeq, a predicted model, not a curated record
UAGUAUGAAUCCAUAGUUCCUCAGCGCCUGUAAUUAUUUGCUUUCUCUUUGAUUGAGGGUUAGCGAUAACCUGCUCUCAUGGCUCCACCGGAUUUCAGCGGCACCUGGAACAUGGUCAGCAAUGAAAACUUUGAUCGCUACAUGCAGAGCCUGGGUAUCGACCUUCUCACCAGGAAUUUGGCAAAACUAAUCAAGCCUCAGAAAAUCAUAGAACAAAGUGGAGACUCCUUUGUAAUCCGGACCUUAAGCAGCUUGCGCAAUUAUCGGGUUCAGUUUACGUUGGGUGAAGAGUUUGAUGAGGACACAAAGGGCCUGGAUAACCGGAAAUGCAAGACCCUAGUUAACUUGGACAAUGGGCGGCUCGUCUGUGUUCAGAAAGGAGACAAGAAGAAUCGGGGUUGGGUACACUGGCUCAAUGGUGAUGACCUGCAUUUGGAACUAAGUUGUGAAGAUCAGGUGUGUAAGCAAGUGUACAGAAGAGUACAAGAGGCCUGCUGAGGGUGCCGCUCCAUGGACUCAAGGCCACCGUUUGUACUACAGACGUAUCUAUGCAAUAAGUGUGGUUUUUAGUCCUGUGUAUUUAUAUUUCUUUCCACUCUAACCAUGAAUAUUAAUGACUGGAUUUCUGUUACAUUUGCUUAUUAAAAUAUUCAGAACUGUAAACAAA